GGGGCGUAGGUCGGGCUGACACAUCAGCGGCUGUUGAACUGAGGGCGAUGGAAAGUACGCCUUUGGCCGGCGGUAAAACUUCGAAAGCGGCCGCUCCUCACCCGCUGUCUAAGGACGUGCUGGGUUUUGAGGAUGACGAGGACGAUGACUUGGAGGUGUUCAGUAAGGAUGCUAGUUUCACUGAUGCCAGUUCGUUCAGUGUCUCCAUGCAGACUUCUCCAUCUUCUAUGAUUAAUCAGCAUACGUUGGAUGAUGAACCUGACAGCAAAGACAUUUUUGUCACAGUUGAUGACCCAGAAAAUCACGUUACAACACUUGAAACUUUUGUCACUUACAGAAUUAUUACGAAGACCACUCGAAGUGAGUUUGACUCGUGUGAGUAUGAGGUUCGCAGACGUUAUCAAGAUUUCUUGUGGCUAAAGGACAAACUUGAAGAAGCACAUUCUACUUUAAUUGUUCCACCAUUGCCAGAGAAAUUUGUAAUGAGGGGUAUGGUGGAACGCUUCAAUGAAGAUUUCGUAGCAACACGGCAAAAGGCACUACAUAAAUUUUUAAACCGAAUUGCUGACCAUCCCACUCUGUCUUUUAAUGAAAAUUUCAAAAUAUUUCUAACAGUACAGGAUUUGGCACCUCACAAGAAACUUGGUCCAGGAUUCAUCAGUAAAAUGGGAGAAACUGUCAAGGCUGUUGCUAAUACGGUCAGAAGCAUUAAAAAUCGACCUGAUGAAUUCACAGCGAUGAGUGACUAUGUGGAUAUUUUCCGUCAGAAAAUGGGAACAUUGGAUAAAAUCAGCCAAAGAAUUUUAAAGGAACUGAAAGAGCACUUGACUGAGAUGAAGGAAUACAGUCCCAUUUAUACUUUGUGGUCGGAAUCUGAACAGGAUUUGGCUGAACCUUUGAAAGGAGUAGCUAGUUCUAUUGAAAACUGCUGCAAGGCCAUUGAAGGACUUACAAUAGGCCUCUCAGAGGAUUUACUUCCUGCCCUACAUGAAUAUGUUCUAUGUGCAGAAACUCUAAAGUUGGUGUUGAAAAGAAGAGACCUCAUUCAGACAAGUUAUGAAUCGCAAGUUGAUGCUUUAACAAAUAAAAAAGCUGAUAGAGAAAUGCUGGAGCACUCUGACCUAAGUUUUACAUUUGGUGCAUUCUUGGGUAAAACCACAGAGGAAAUGAAACAACAGAAGCAGCAGAAGAUUGAUCGUGAAAUUGAGGAGCUUCAGGCAGAUAUUGGACAUCUUGAGGAUAAAGUUGAAUGUGCCAAUAGCGAUUUGAAAGCGGAUUGGGAAAGAUGGUCUAUCAACAUGCGGAAUGAUUUGCAAUCUGCUUUCUGUAAUGCAGCUGAAAAUAAUAUUCAUUAUUUUGAAAGGCAUUUCUGGCUGGCCAGCAUUUAUUGCUCUUCCCUAGAUGCCGUUGAGAAGAUGGUGAGCUACUUCCAUGAAUUGCUGCAGUCCAUGUGCUUGUCUAGCUACAUGGGAGUCUUUCUUGGCUUCUCAACAGAUUGAGAUGAAAGGUGACGAAAAUGCAAAAGAAAGUGCAUAACAACUUAUCUGAAAUUCAGCUGAACUGCUACAUUUGUUUCAUUGUUUUCUGGCUAAAGAAUGUAUGUGUUUAUUAAAGAAGAAUGCUGGACUCUUUCAUAAUUUUUAAACUUGAUGGAACAUUUUACCCUUUUUUGCAUUUUUAGUUAUUUUAAUGAUUUGAACAUUCUACAAUCCAAAGAAUAAGCAGGCCAAUGGAAUUCAGUUUUAAACCUCAGGUAAUGCUUAGUUAAUGACUUUGCAAAAUCACCUAUCAAUGCAAACAAAUGAUUCUGAAAUAAACAUUUAUCACAAAAUGAAAUGAUGUUUACUUAAAUGAGUUUAACUGCCUUAAAUAAAUUGUCUUGAUCGAAGAACAUUAAUUCUGAACAGUUUUGUAAAAUUAUCCCUUUUCUCCCCCAGCUUGGCUCUGGGGAAUUUUGUUAUAAAGUUUGGAUGCCGAUAGUGUAACAUUAUAUCAAUGCAACAAGUGACACAUCAUGUCAUAAGAUAAUUUUGUCUUGCCUUGAGGUUGUUUAUUCUUCACUUACAUUUGGAUUUUUUGAUCUUAAUUUCUUCAAUGUUGUUUAUUAUGAAAACAUGUAGAAUUAAACUGUGCUCUGGCAGUAGCCUAAAACACACGUGAACCAAUACACCCAAUUGUUAAUUGUAUAAAGCUUUAGGGAGCAUAGACACAGGAUAUUGGGUUGAUCAUUUAAGACUGAGAUGGCGAGGAAUUUCUUCUCCCGGUAAAUGAAAAUGUUUAGAAUUCUGUAUCUCUGAGGGCAAUGAAUGCCAGUCAAUCUGUGCAUUUAAAGCUGAGACAGAUUUUUGGACUUUAAAAAUACCAGGCAAGAAGAUGAAAUGGAGGCUGAAGAUAAGCCAUUCUUUUUUCAAAUGGCAGAACAAAUUCAAAGCGCCUUUCAGCUGUUGUUUCUUCUGUUCUUGCAUAUACUUUACACCCCCCUCAUUUUCCAUUGACCUGAUCUCCAUUUUGUAUUAUUGCCAAAGACCAAUUCCUUUUAUUCAACUGAUUAAUAGUAACAGAACGUAUCGCCAUGUAUCUAUGAGCUACAAUCCAAUUUGUCUAAAGUCUCUAAUUGUUUGAAUUCUUAUACAUUCUUUUAUACAAAUACCAAUUUUAGAAACUAAAUAUCUGGGUUCUUAAAGGAAAUUGUACUGCAUGUUAUCCUUGCAAUUUUUUUCUCAUGACAGCUUGUGCCUUUUUGAGGAUAAUAGCAAGCAUUUAUUUGGUAAUAAAAGUACAUUUUCACUUUAUCCUCUAUAGCUAAGCCACUGACAAUAGAGAUGUGGUUCAGCCUUUUAAAGACAUUGCAGUGUGUAGUGCAUCAUGAAAGAUUGGACUUAAUAUGCAUCCAUACACUGUGUUUCUUUGAUCAAACUCUGUGAGAAACAUUUUGGUCUGUAAUUUCUGGGAGCAUUUUACAAUGUAUUGGGCUAGAACAAAAUGUAGCACGCAAUUUAAGUGGCAUACUGGACCAAAUAAGAACCAAAAAUGAAUGGUUUUAUCUUUUUUAAUGUUGACCGCUAACUAUAGACCAUUUUUUUGAAGUUUUCAAAUUAUUUUUCAACAAGAUUAGUUUUGUUCUCAAGUUUUAAGUAUGAUAUUUUAAAAGCUUUUUGAAAUAAAGUAGACUGUUUUGAAACAUUUAAACUUAAACUUACAAAAUCAGAUUUAAUAUUUUAUUGAGUGACCAGUAAAUGAAAGUUGUUUAUUGAAGUAGAAUUAUGAAACCAUUGGUAUAUGUAAUGUAUAAACUUGUUUUCUUCCAAGCACAAUUAAAUAGAUGCAUAAAUAUUAGGAUUAGAUUGCAACACUUUGUAGAUGAGUAAUAUAUGCAUGACCCAGUUUAAAUGUAUUUACCUUAAAGUAUUGGAAUCUAUUAAAUGCAUAUUUGAGAAUGUAAAGACAUUGUAUGAAAAUGUGAUUUCCAACAUGAAGAAAUAAUAAAUGGAAAAUAAAAGUCUAUAACC
Molecule: messenger RNA, 3509 nt
Organism: Stegostoma tigrinum
Lineage: Eukaryota; Metazoa; Chordata; Chondrichthyes; Orectolobiformes; Stegostomatidae
Gene: snx7
Product: sorting nexin 7
Exons: 11
Coding region: 48-1499 (483 amino acids)
Molecular function (GO): phosphatidylinositol binding
Source: RefSeq, a predicted model, not a curated record